AUGUCUGUAUAUAGUGGUUUUAGUACUCGUGCUCUUGAAAGUGAAUACAAUCAAUGCCUCCUUCAAUUGAUUACAAUCUUAGCUAAGAGAUGUGCUCUGGCUCUUUCUAUUCAAUAAUUGUAGGAUGAUACAAAAUUUGCAGGAAAUUUUGGAAAGUUAUAUGGUCAAAUAAAGAAAUUGGAAGAAUAUAAAUAUGCUCCUCCGAAAUAUUCAGUUGCAUUAAAAUAACUAAGUGAAUAGAUUGGCAUAAUACAGUUCAAAUAAACUCUAGUUCCUUAAUAAUGCAAAAGGAAAUUCACAUUAUAAAGUGCAAAUCAUUAAUAAAUGAAUUUAUAAAAUGUUACUCCAUCAAAAAGAUAAACAAAAACAAGUUAUCUAAGAUCUAAUAGAUUAAAAACUGAGGAUUCCGCAUAUAGUAGAGCAAUAGAGAAGAGUUUGAGGUAUAGAGAAUUAGAGUUUUUAUGUUAAUUUGAUUGA
Messenger RNA from Paramecium primaurelia, 477 nucleotides. NCBI's taxonomy places the organism in Eukaryota, Ciliophora, Oligohymenophorea, Peniculida, Parameciidae. The record is from the annotation of a GenBank genome assembly.